AUGCAGAAUCCUGAGGGGGUCCAAGUGGAUGGGGAAGUGGAGUCCGCAGCAUCGGUUGCAACACCCGAGUUUGAUGAGUGGGCAAAUUUUGGGGACCAAGAUAUCAUGCAGCAGCACUCCGCGAUUCGAGCAGAGGAGGCUGAGAAAAUUCCCUUUCUUGGGGACAAGGAACCACUCUCAUCGCUGGCAUCUGAAUAUCGAUCAGGCAGCGCUAUCUUGUUGGAGAAAAUAAAGCUUCUCGGUGAACAAUAUGCUGCUAUUCGGCGAACAAGAGGAGAUGGGAACUGCUUCUUCCGAAGCUUUAUGUUUUCAUACCUUGAGCAUAUUUUGGAAUCACAAGAUCAAAGUGAAGUUGACCGUAUCAAGGCCAAUGUUGAACAGUGCAGAAAAACACUUCAAAGCUUGGGUUACGCAGACUUUACUUUUGAGGAUUUUUUUGCGUUAUUCCUUGAGCAGCUGGACAGUGUUCUUCAAGGAAAUGAAGAUUCCAUAAGUCAUGAUGAGCUCAUACGUAGGAGCCGAGAUCAGUCAGUAUCUGACUAUGUUGUGAUGUUUUUCAGAUUUGUUACCUCUGGCGAAAUACGGAAACGCUCAGAGUUUUUUGAACCUUUUAUAUUCGGAUUGACCAAUGCAUCUGUAGAGCAGUUUUGCAAGUCAGCCGUGGAACCAAUGGGUGAAGAAAGUGACCAUGUGCACAUCACUGCCCUGUCAGAUGCACUUGGCGUGCCAAUCCGUGUGGUGUACCUAGACCGUAGCUCAUGUGAUAAUGGUGGUGUUAGCGUGAAUCAUCAUGAUUUCGUUCCUGCUGGAAGCGAUGCUCCAAAAGCUAGUGAGGGCUCUGAGAAAGUGACUCCCUCUAUUACCUUGCUAUAUCGCCCAGGCCACUACGAUCUUCUCUACCCGAAGUGAUGCUCUCACCUGUUCCUGUAAGUACAUCUUGCAUAUGUUCAAGGGCUCUCAUUUAGUUGGAGAAUGUAACUUUGCUCUGAACUGUUGAAAGUAAGUGAGACCAGAAACACAACAUUGCCUGAAAAAAAAAGGGAAAUCGGUUUAGGACUGCCAUCUGUAAGAGAGCAGGACGUAAUUUCAUCAACGAUAAGAAAUUGCAAUUUAAAUAGUGGCUGUUGCUUCUGUAAUGGAUGUUUGCAAUUUGAAAAGGAACUGUUGCUUUGAUUUC
Pyrus x bretschneideri (Chinese white pear) is the source of this 1177-nucleotide messenger RNA. Its product is annotated as OVARIAN TUMOR DOMAIN-containing deubiquitinating enzyme 1-like. The record is from RefSeq and is a predicted model, not a curated record. Gene Ontology annotation, molecular function: ubiquitin binding; cysteine-type deubiquitinase activity. Lineage: Eukaryota; Viridiplantae; Streptophyta; Magnoliopsida; Rosales; Rosaceae. Gene Ontology annotation, cellular component: nucleus. Gene Ontology annotation, biological process: protein K48-linked deubiquitination.